Hyposmocoma kahamanoa is the source of this 2601-nucleotide messenger RNA. It is a transcript of the gene Nbr, whose product is annotated as exonuclease mut-7 homolog. Bases 1 to 2541 code for a protein of 846 amino acids. Lineage: Eukaryota; Metazoa; Arthropoda; Insecta; Lepidoptera; Cosmopterigidae. Gene Ontology annotation, molecular function: 3'-5' exonuclease activity; nucleic acid binding. The record is from RefSeq and is a predicted model, not a curated record. The transcript has a single exon. Gene Ontology annotation, biological process: nucleobase-containing compound metabolic process.
AUGGACCUGAAUCAACUCGUGAGUCGUAAUCAAACUAUUAAAAUAGUUCCUUCCAUUGAAGAAUACUUGCGUUCCACUGGCCUAAAUGUGGACCUGGACGACAACGUGAAACUGUGGCUGAGUCAAUUGAAAAUAACAUGGAAAACUUGGAAGAGAAGUGCAGCCAUCGAAAGCCACAUUGAAAUGUUUUUCUACUCUGUACCAGAUCCACACAGGGUAGCUCUUGUUUUUGUCAUCAAAUGUGAAGAGUUCAAAGAUUGCAAGCCAAAAACGUUACCGUAUUUUAUCAUAGAAACUUUGCAAAAGUGGUCUCAGACAAAUGGGGUGUCUCCUGAAGAUUCAUUAAAAUUACCUGGAUAUCAUGUAGCAACACAACAACGUAACCAGCACUUUCUCAACUUGAUUGUAAAGACCUACAAAAUCUACACUAUCAAACAGACAGUACUACCCAUGGUCAAAGACUUGAUAAAGGAGGAUAACUGCAGACAGGCAUCACAAAUUGUGAUAGCCAUGGAAUUAUAUGAUGAUAUACCAGUUGAAGAUUUGAUAUUUCCAUUGAUCUUACAGGACAAAGCAAAUAUGAUAGAUGAAUAUUUAACAGAGUGCCCUGACCAGGUUAAGCCAUUGUUGUCAUUUUUGGAUGGCUUACUUGACAAAAACUUUAGUAUCCGUGAAUAUGUGCAAAAGUACAUAGAGGAGAAAAAAAUUGGUCAUAUCAGGUAUGAAAAAUUACAUUACAAGCCUCUUGGAAAGCUUGUGGCCCGCUUAUGCAAUAAAUUUAACAUUCCUAUUGAGACCUGCAGAAAUCUCAGCAAAAAUCGAACUACUGGAGGACUCAGAUAUUUGAUACAUCAAAAAUACCAAGAGAAUAAUGUGAGCUUGUCUGUAUGGGAUGACUUAGUUAAAGAUUCAUUGAGGCAGAGUGCCGACUCGGCAAAGGAAUUCAUUGAUAUGUUAACAGAUUACGAUAAAAAGGAAGCUAUGAAAUGGGCAGAGUACUUACACAUACCAAAAAGUGAUUUACCUCUUGCUCUAAAAGAUUUAUCUUUAAAUGAAGAAACUAAUACAGAAGAAGAUUGGGAUACUCAUUUGAAUUCUAUUGCACCACAAGAAUAUUACAAAUUUGAACUGAGAAAUGAUCAAAUAACAAUUAUUGACAAUGCAGAAAAAUUUUAUGAUUUGAUCAAUACUAAUUUAGCUGAGUGUAGUGUUGUAAGCAUUGACUGUGAAUGGAAGCCCUCAUUUGGAGCCUCACAAUCUCAAGUGGCUUUAAUUCAGAUAGCAACUUUAAAUGAUGUUUAUCUCAUAGACACAUUGAUACUUAACAAACAGGAAUAUUCAAGUUUCUGGUAUACAUUCCAUAAAUCUCUAUUAGACAAUGCUGAAAUCAUCAAAAUAGGUUUUGGUCUUGAGCAAGACUUGAGGGAAGUGAAAGCUUCAGUUGUCGGUUUGAGCAACAUAAAAGUUAAGGGUGAAGGACUUUUAGAUUUAAGUUUGCUUUGGAAAAGCUUGUUGGAGAGUGGUCUAACAUUACCAAGUAACAGUGACAAUGGUGGCAGCAGCCUCAGUUCUCUUGUGCAAGCAUGUUUUGGUUUACCACUUGAAAAGUCAGAACAGUGUUCCAACUGGGAACUCAGGCCACUAAGGAACACACAAAUACAGUAUGCUGCUUUGGAUGCAUAUGUUUUGAUGCAGAUUUAUUGCUUCUUGCAAAAUUUAUGCCAAGAACAAGAGAUAAACUUUGAGGAAAUUUGUAAUGAUGUAAUGCUAGAGGGAAAGAAAAAAUGUUUGAAGAAAACAAAAACAGAAAAACAAGCAAUGGAUAAACAUCAAGUUAAGUCAGCACAAGAAUUAAAACUUUUAGUUGAACCUAUACUUUCAAACUUAUUGACAUAUCUAAGAUGUUGUGGAGUUGAUACAACAGUGAUGCCAACAACAAUGUUGUGGUAUGAUGUUAUAAAUUUGGCUAUUUCAGAAGACAGACUGAUUAUAUUAUCUAAAUUAAAAUAUACUCCAACUAACAAUUUUCCUCAGAGUUCUAUAUUAGACGUAGGGAAAGGCACUGUAAAAGAUCAAGUGCAAAAAAUAUUUACCAAUUUUAAUGUAAGCAUUAGAGAGAGUGACCUUUUAUCUCGAUGUUUGAAUUGCAAUAGCCAGGAGUUACGAAAACUGUCACCUUCUGAAGUUUCUAGCAUUUGUAGUAACUACCAGUAUAGUGUAAGCUGUAAUAUAAAUUACCAAAGACAACUCAGUGAUGAUGAAGAUGCCGAGUAUGGCAAUUUUCUGAGUGAUUCAGAUUGUGAUGAUGAAAUAGUACAUCCAGUCCAAAACAUGUAUCACAAUAAUGUACCAAGUAAAGACUGUGUGACUAAUAAAGGAGUCCCAGUAGACAUAACCAAUGUUGACAAAUUAGCAAAAACACAAAAUCCAGGUGUUCUUUGUGACAGUUGUGGAAAACUGUUUUGGGAAGAUGAUGAUUUAUUAAAGCCUGUUGUUGGUAUAAUUUAUGAUAUGACUAAACUAGCCGUUAAGCUCCAUUGAAAUGCUACAAAAGAAAUAAUAAAACUAAAUUACCUGUAAUAUAAUCAAACAGCAAUAAAA